Betta splendens (Siamese fighting fish) is the source of this 1079-nucleotide messenger RNA. Its product is annotated as fish-egg lectin-like. The record is from RefSeq and is a predicted model, not a curated record. NCBI's taxonomy places the organism in Eukaryota, Metazoa, Chordata, Actinopteri, Anabantiformes, Osphronemidae. Bases 99 to 881 code for a protein of 260 amino acids. The transcript has 5 exons.
CUCAUUUUACACUAUAAAAGUCACACAGACAUGUGGCACAGAUCAACAACUCCUUACAGAUCCAGAGGUGCAUCAUCAGCUACAGACCAAAAGGCAAUAUGGAAACUGUCGCAUCCCUCUUGCAGGUGUUGUGUUACCUGGUUAUUGCUCACGCCUGGACCUGCACCGUUCCUCCCCAGCAGCAUCCUGCCAAACAGAUAGAUGCUGGCCAAGGGAUGGUUAUCAUGACAGAUAAGAAGAACGGGGCUUACACCCUCAGUGGAUCGACUUGGCGAACCCUGGGAACAGUCCCGCUGAAGCAUGUCUCUGCAGGACCUCAGGGAAUCUGGGGUGUUGACGCCUCAAACAAAGUCUACAAAUACGUCGCUGGUGACUUUGUUCCCUCUGAAGGUCGGUCUAUGCAGCAGGUGGACGCUGGAGGAUUAGGGGUGCUAGUGGGAAUCUCUCCUACUAGCUCUAAGAACAUUUUCCUUCUGACGAGUACCGAGGCCUUAGCCUUCUCUCACACCAGCUUUCUGAACUGGGUCUUGGUGUCAGGUAGUCUGAUCUACAUCAGCUGUGGCCCAUAUGGAUGCUGGGGAACCAAUUCAGCCAACAAUAUCUACCUCACAAAGAAAAUAGCACCAAGCACCUCUGGAGACAGUGGUUGGGUGCAGAUAGAGGGGUGGGCGAUGAUGGUGGAAGUUGGGACUGAUGGAAGCGUCUUUGUAUUGAAUGCAAAAGGCGAAAUCUUCCAAAGAACUGGCAUCUCCAGCGCUGGACCACAAGGCACAGGCUGGAUCCAUAUACCCAUGGGCGCAAAGAUUAAACACUUGACCUAUGACCUCGGACAACUGUGGGCAAUCACCGAUGGUGGUGUUAUUUUGAAGUGCACACAAUAAUGUGUUUGCUGUCGUAGUGGUGACAGUAUGGUUACUCGUUUUUGUCAACUUGAAAGAAAAUCAAUGUUUGAUUUCACUUAAAGCAAUUAUGGUCUGUGAUGUUCAGUUUUCUUUUUUUCUUUUUUAACUGAUGCUCAAACGUCAAACGUGUAUAAAACUGUUCCUUCUGUUUUUUGGUAAUAAAAAAGUUAUUCAGCA